AUGAGUACCUCAGGAGGUGCCUUGGUACGUUAUGCUGCCCAGAAGCCAGACCUCCCUUUCGAUGACCAUUUGAAGGACGUACUGGUGAUCUCUUCUGACGACGAUCGCGGCGGAGCUCCCAUCCCCAAACGUGCGACGAAGUCGUCUCGCAAGGCACGCAAGAAGGGAAAAGCAGAUGUCGGAUCUUCGACUGCGACCGUCAUUGAGAUUUCUUCCAGUGACGACGGUACCAACAAUCGGUCGACCAGUGGUGCAGCAGAGCUCAUUCAAGCGUCUUACAUCCUCGCCAGCAGUCGAGAACGCCACACCAUGAAGGGCAAGCGGCGCCUGGGAGACGCCAUGGUGCACCUGCAGAUGCCCAGAAGCUCGUCUGCCAGGAGACCGCAUGAAAGAAAUGACGGUGUGCCCGAUCUACUCAUUAACUCGAAUGGCACUGAGGCUUGGAUGCAGCUAGUUUUAGAUCAUUGGAAGGGGAAGGCAGAUAAACAAGAAGCGACGGCGAACGCGGCGAAGGAGCUGGAGCAGUCGAACAUAAAGGCCAUGGAAAUGGAAGGCGCUGCCACUGCAGCUCAGGAAUGUCAGCAAUGGAUGGAGGAAGCUGCUAAACAAGGCGCAGAAUUGAAUGAAGCAUCGGCCUUCGUGAAGAAGUUGAUCGAGAGCAUGACUUGUGCGAUUUGUUCAUCGGUUUAUUCUAGGCCCAUCGUCACACAGUGCGGGCAUGCGUUCUGCUGGUCAUGCCUAUACGACUGGCUUCGGUCGGUAGCACUGCACAACGAGCGUACGUACGGUCAGGAGCCUAGGCAGGAGUACACAUGCCCUCAAUGUCGCACUGUCUUAACUGAAAAACCGUACGAGGACUUGACGCUCAAGGAUAUUGCAUUGCAGGUCGCACUCCUCACGAAUGAGGGUGGUCGUCCCACUGGAGAGCUCCUCGCCGGCGUGUGGGACCAUUUCUUCUGA
Molecule: messenger RNA, 960 nt
Organism: Fomitopsis serialis
Lineage: Eukaryota; Fungi; Basidiomycota; Agaricomycetes; Polyporales; Fomitopsidaceae
Exons: 8
Coding region: 1-960 (319 amino acids)
Source: RefSeq, a predicted model, not a curated record